AUGACGAAAAUACCUGUUUUUCUAUUAAAGACGAAGAGUGUGCCGAAUGAUGGGUAUGAGGAGAGGUUUGAGGAGGUAAGUUUUAAUGCAUUGAAGUAUGGACAAAGGGAAAUGAAGAGUGAGAGGGGUUUUGAACCCAUUUUUGUACCGGUUUUGGAACAUAGGUUUAUGGAAGAGGGGAUUAAGGUGGUUAAGAGGUUACUUAAGGAGAGGGAAGUUGGGAAAGAGGAGAGGAAGAGAUAUGGAGGGUUGAUUUUUACAAGUCAGAGGGCUGUGGAAUUGUUUGCUAAAUUGGUGGAGGAGGGGAGAGACGGGAAAGAUGUGGAUGAUAAAUGGCCUUAUCUCCAAGAUAUACCGAUAUACACUGUUGGACCAGCUACAUCUCGAGCUUUACGAUCGAUUCCUCAAAAUCCGCCAUUAAAUAUCUUUGGAGCCGAAACAGGAAAUGGAGAAGCAUUGGCACAUUAUAUGUUGGAACAUUAUGGAAAUUGGUAUAAAGAUCGUACAAUAAAACCAUCUCUGCUUUUCAUGGUCGGAGAACAGAGAAGAGAUAUCAUUCCUAAAACAUUAAUGGAUCCGAAUUUAUCAAACGAAAAGAGAAUUCAAGUCGAUGAACUGGUUGUUUAUGGUACUGGAGUGAUGGAAUCUUUCGAGGAGAACUUCACGAAUCUGUUGAAGGAGACUAAGGAUAGGGAUGUUAGAUGGGUAGUUGUAUUUUCGCCAACGGGUUGUGAAGCUAUGUUACGUUCUUUAGGGAUGUUGGGAUUCUCAAACUGGGGAAAGUAA
Molecule: messenger RNA, 786 nt
Organism: Sclerotinia sclerotiorum 1980 UF-70
Lineage: Eukaryota; Fungi; Ascomycota; Leotiomycetes; Helotiales; Sclerotiniaceae
Exons: 2
Coding region: 1-786 (261 amino acids)
Biological process (GO): uroporphyrinogen III biosynthetic process
Molecular function (GO): uroporphyrinogen-III synthase activity
Source: RefSeq, a predicted model, not a curated record